UUUCUCCCUAAAUUUUUAAAAUAAGCAUAUAAAAUCAAAAUAGUACUAUUUUGGCAUUAACAAAAAAAAGUAAUUCAAAAUCAAUUACAAAUGAAAUAAUGAUAUGAUCAGCUUUUUUUUUAAGAAGAGAAAAAAAAGGGAAUUUCAAGAGUAAGAGAAUUACAUUUGCAGGAGACCAAAGAAAGAGAUAUAAGAGAGAGAAAGUUGUUGUUGUUGUUGGGAAGGUUGCCAUGGCGGCGUUUGCAGAGCUGUAAAAAUUCAAUUUCUCUCUCAUCCUCUUAAUGUUUUCUUCCUGAUUAACGCUGCUUCUGUUCAGACUUUGUUUCCUCUCUCACAAAAGCAAUUCUUACUUGUUGUAUUUUCUUCUGUAAUUUUGCUCUUACCACUUAUCAGUUACCACCACCCACAAAAAUACAAACUAACCAUACUUUAUUUUUUUAGGGUAUACAAAAACAAAAUAUACCCUUAUCCUCCAUUUUUUUUUUUGUCAAAAACCCUUGUAUUAUUUCUCUCUUUUUAUUCCUCAAUAAAAUCCCAAAAAAACAACUUUUAAUUCUGUAAAGAGGUUAUGGAGUGUUUGUUGCUGAAAUUGAGGUUAGGGAAGAGAACAAUAUGGCAGGGUUUUUCUCGUUAGGUAAUGAUAGCACAAACAGAAGGAAUAUUAAUAGCAGCAACAACAACAAUAUAAGUUACAGAAAUGAACAACAAAUCAUUUCUUACCAAGAAAUUGACAACAAAAACUCUGAGCUAUGGCAUCUUCAUUCGUCAGGCGGUGGAUUAUUAGCACCGACGGAAGACGGAGAUGAGAUUACGAGAUCUAACAAAAGUAAUAGUAACAGUAAUAGUAAUAGUAAUAGGUAUAAUUUGAUAAGAAUGAGUAUGGGUAGUAGUGGAAGUGGUAAUACUAUAAAUUGCCAAGAUUGUGGGAACCAAGCUAAAAAAGAUUGUGUGUAUAUGAGAUGUAGAACUUGUUGUAAAAGUCGUGGAUUUGAUUGUGUUACUCAUGUUAAGAGUACGUGGGUUCCGGCUUCUGUUCGCCGAGAACGCCACCAGAAUCUUAUCAUUCAAGAUCAGCAUCAACCACAACAACAUCAACAACAGCAAGAGCAAGAACAUUAUUAUAUGGGUGUUGUUAACCCAAAGAGAAGAAGAGACAAUAAUUCUUCUUCUUCAUCUUUGGUUUGCACACAAUUACCCAUCACUACUAGUACUACUAGUGUUACUAAUACUAACACUGCCUCCUUUUCAGGUAUGGAACUACGUAAUUUUCCGGCAGAAGUGAGUUCUGAGGCGGUGUUUCGAUGCGUUAGGGUGAGCUCCGUUGAUGAGACGGAUGAAGAGUAUGCUUAUCAGACCGCAGUGAACAUUGGAGGGCAUGUGUUCAAAGGGAUUUUAUAUGAUCAUGGCCCUGAUCAUCCUCACCAAAGUAGUGCUCCUAGUCCUAGCUAUGUUGCUGGAGAAACUGGUGGUAACCUUGCAGUCAGGCCCACCGCUUCUAUUGGUGGGCCUACUGCAGCCGCAUCGAUUAUGCCAACAUCAUCUUCAUCUCCGGCAGUCGGGUAUUUGGAUCCGUCUUUCUAUCCGCUCACUUAUAUGUCCCCGGGUACGCCAUUCUUCUCAAACCCGAACCAAAGACCUUAGAUUCAAGGCCAAAAUGAAGGGAAAAAAAUGAGUUAUCAUCAACUUAUAAAUCUAUCAUCAUCUUAGCUAGCUUCUUUACUUUAUUUUCUCUCAAAAUGAUUGAAAUUUGUCAAUGUUAAUUUGAUCUCAUUAUUGAAUUGCUUUCAUAAGCAAUUUGAAUAUGUAGGGGGAGAAAGAAUAUAUAUUGUUGUUGUUGAAUGUUGUUUGUUUGUAUGUUCUUCACUUAGAGAAUUUGAGGAGCUUAACAUAUUUAUUUUCAAGUUGAUAAUGGAUAAUAAAAGUAGUGCUAUAUACUUGUA
Messenger RNA from Beta vulgaris subsp. vulgaris (sugar beet), 1940 nucleotides. Its product is annotated as protein SHI RELATED SEQUENCE 1. Gene Ontology annotation, cellular component: nucleus. NCBI's taxonomy places the organism in Eukaryota, Viridiplantae, Streptophyta, Magnoliopsida, Caryophyllales, Amaranthaceae. Bases 613 to 1641 code for a protein of 342 amino acids. Gene Ontology annotation, molecular function: DNA-binding transcription factor activity; DNA binding. The record is from RefSeq and is a predicted model, not a curated record. The transcript is spliced from 2 exons. Gene Ontology annotation, biological process: positive regulation of DNA-templated transcription.